GUCCGUCCUCCUGCCCUCAGCCCCAACCAUCCCAGCUGCAAGCUCUGCAGCCUUCUCGCCCCGCCCAGGCCGCCGCUCGCAAUGCUUCCUCAAGCAGCGCGGCGUGCCGUCUUCCACCUUCCACGUCCCCCAGCCUCAGCCUGUCGACGACCGCCUGCACCCACCCGCUUCCCUCUCCCUCUCGGGCGACCCGUCCGGCAGCGCACCUUUGCUACCUCUCCGGCUAGAUUAGAUAGCCAAGCCAGCAAAUCUGCGGACGCGCUGCCUCCGCCCCCUCCGCCCAAACGGACCCUCACACGGCGGUUUCGCACCCUCUUCAAGUACUCCUUCUACCUUGCUGGUUCUACCGCAGUGGGAACAGCCGUGCUCAUAACUGCCAUCUUCCUGCACGACGCGUUCACUUAUGGCGAGCAGCACAUAGAGGGCGUACCCGUCUCCCCACUCGCGCUCAAGCCCGAGCUCGGAGGGCCUAAAAACUUGCCCAUCGUCCAGCGCUACCUCGGUGACUUCGAAGACCCUACAAACACUCAGCUCGUCGACAAGCCCCACCUCGUUAUCGUCGGCGGCGGCUGGGGUGCCGUUGGUGUCCUCAACUCGCUCCGUCCCGGUGAUUAUCAUGUCACGGUCAUCUCUCCGGAAACGUACACCACGUUUACCCCGCUCCUGCCUUCUGCUGCCGUCGGUACUGUUCAGGUGCGCUCCCUCGUGGAACCUCUGCGCAAGAUCAUCGCCCGGCUACGCGGACACCUAUUGAACGCAAGAGCUGUUGAUCUGGUUAUGAGCGAACGCCUGCUUGAAGUAGAGACUGCGUGCACGGACGGUCGCCCGCAGCGCAUAUACGUCCCGUACGACAAGCUCGUCAUUGCGGUCGGCUCCACAAGCAGUACGCACGGUGUCAAGGGUCUCGAGCAUUGCUUCCAACUCAAGACCGUCUCCGACGCACGCAUGAUCCGCCAACGCAUCCUCGACAACUUCGAAGCCGCUUCCCUGCCGACAACCUCGCCCGAGGAGCGCCGGCGGCUGUUGAGUUUCAUCGUGUGCGGCGGUGGGCCGACGGGCAUCGAGGCGGCCGCGGAGAUCUACGACCUCUGCCAGGAGGACGUGAUACGGUACUACCCUAAGAUCUGCCGGGAGGAGGUGUCGAUACACGUCAUCCAGAGCCGGGAGCAUAUCCUCAACACGUACUCGGAGGCGAUUCAGAAAUACGCGGAGGGCAAGUUCGUACACGAUCGGAUUGACCUGAUCAAGCCUGCGCGCGUCGCGGCGGUGUAUGACGACCGCGUGGAGUAUACGGUGAAGGACAAGGACGGCAAGACGGAGACGCUCGCGAUCCCGACGAACUUUGUGCUUUGGAGUACGGGCAUUGCGAUGAACCCGUUUUCGGAGAGGGUGUCGAACUUGCUGCCGAACCAGGUACAUAAGAAGGCGAUUGAAGUCGAUGCGCACCUGAGGGUCAAGGGUGCGCCGGUCGGUGAGGUGUACGCGAUUGGUGAUGCGUCCACGAUUGAGACGUCCGUCGUGAGCUACCUGCUUGAGCUUGUUGACGAGGCGGACAGGAACAAGGACGGCAAGAUCGACUUUGACGAAUUCGAAAUCAUGGUCAACCGUAUCAAGACCCGCGUGCCCAUGGCCGAGAGUGCCAUGGGACAUGUCCGGGAGCUGUUCAAGGCAUACGACAAGGACUCGGACGACGCGCUCACGCUGAACGAGCUCGCGGUGCUCCUCCAAGAACUCGGGAAUAAGAUCACGUCGCUCCCGGCGACCGCGCAGGUCGCCGCGCAGCAGGGCAAGUACCUCGGGCGCAAGUUCACGAAGUUCUCGAAGCAGCGGGCGACGCUCACGGAGAACGGGCUGUUCUGGGGCCCGGGCUCGGACGAGGUCGUCGCGGGGCCGUUCCGGUACCUCCACCUCGGCUCGCUCGCGUACAUCGGGAACGCGGCGGUGUUCGAUCUGGGGAAGACGAGCUUCAUGGGCGGCCUGGUCGCGAUGUACGCGUGGCGGAGCGUGUAUUGGAGCGAGCAGGUGAGCUCGCGGACGAGGGCGCUGUUGAUGAUUGAUUGGAUCGUGCGUGGUGUGUGGGGGAGGGACUUGUCUAAGCUCUGAAGCGGUUGGCCGCGUUGGUCACCCCCGCGUGAAGCGCCAAAAUCGCUGCUGUACCGAUCUUUUUAAAAUUUGCAGAGACAUUUGGAUGGACCACUCUAGACUUCUAGAUGUACCCUGAAGCCUUGUUUAGGAUACGGUGACGAUCUGCAAUGCGACGAUACUCCAAUUUGCUGAUGGUCCGCCGCUGUGCCAGCCUCAGGUGAUGUUGUUGAAGGGCGGUGCCGGCUGGACUCUACAGUGUGUACUAUUGUCUGCGAGGGUCGAGCCCUAUGUAUACAAGGCGCUAAGUGCACGCUGUGUGCGCUCUCUGAGCAGAC
Messenger RNA from Fomitopsis serialis, 2420 nucleotides. Its product is annotated as nucleotide-binding domain-containing protein. The transcript is spliced from 12 exons. Bases 82 to 2103 code for a protein of 673 amino acids. The record is from RefSeq and is a predicted model, not a curated record. Lineage: Eukaryota; Fungi; Basidiomycota; Agaricomycetes; Polyporales; Fomitopsidaceae. Gene Ontology annotation, molecular function: calcium ion binding; NADH dehydrogenase activity.